UCCAGCAGCCAGCUAGUCAGUUACCGUUCGGAGUGGAGAGGAGCUGGGUAACAUCUACAACUCUGUCAACUACAACUCGUUACCCAGAACACUGACUUCUCCUCAGACAUCCGGUCCAGUUCCUCUCCACCAUUGUCCCAUAUAAUCCUAAAUCAGAGCUGUUUCUCCAGUCCAGCAACUUCAACUGGAAUCAAGGUCUUGCCACAGCUGGUGUCUGCAACCAGAAGGCUUCUGUCCAGUCUCAGCAGAGUUUCUUUCAGUUUUCAGUGGAGGACACGUCCAGCGUUUCAAGCUGGACGGAGGAGAGACGAGUGGGGCCGACGGCCCAACCUUUGUGCUGCGACACAGAACUUCAAACCUCAUAGAAAACGCCGCAAAUUUUACACCAACAGAUCCCAUGAGUCCACGGGAGAAAGAAGACACGCCAACCUCAGGUUCUUCAGCCAGUCACCUCAGCACCACAGAGUACCCCUCACACAAUGGAAAUGUCCCAGAGUGUGACGAGGAGAGAAGGAUGAAUGAAGAUGACGACAGAGGAAGAGAAGAAGAGGAGAGGCUGCAGGAAGAGGAUGAAAAAAGCAGCGAUGAAGGUUUUAUGGGAAUGACUCCAUUGCUGCAAGCUCAUCAUGCCAUGGAGAGGGUGGAAGAGUUUGUACACAAGGUGUGGGAAGGUCGGUGGCGCGUCAUACCUCAUGACGUGCUCCCGGAUUGGCUAAAGGACAACGAUUUCCUACUUCACGGCCACAGGCCUCCGAUGCCUUCAUUUCGCGCCUGCUUCAAAAGCAUCUUUAGAAUCCACACAGAGACGGGAAACAUCUGGACACACUUGCUAGGCUGUUUGUUUUUCCUCUGUUUGGGUCUCAUGUACAUGUUCAGGCCCAACAUGUCUUUCGUGGCUCCAGUCCAGGAGAAGGUGGUAAUAGGAAUGUUUUUCCUUGGAGCCAUCCUCUGCCUUUCUUUCUCCUGGCUAUUCCACACGGUCUACUGCCACUCUGAGGGCGUGUCCAAAAUCUUUUCCAAGUUGGACUACAGUGGAAUUGCCUUCCUCAUCAUGGGCUCUUUCGUCCCCUGGCUGUACUAUUCCUUCUACUGCUCCCCUCAGCCCUGCUUCAUCUACCUUAUAGUGGUGUGUACACUGGGACUGGCUGCCAUCACCGUCUCCCAGUGUGACUUCUUCGCCACUCCACAGUACAGAGGAGUGAGAGCAGGUGUGUUUGUGGGCCUGGGCCUGAGCGGUGUCGUUCCCACCCUGCACUUUGUUAUCAGUGAGGGUCUGAUCAAGGCAACCACCAUUGGUCAGAUGGGCUGGCUGCUGCUCAUGGCAACACUCUACAUCACUGGUGCCUGUCUGUAUGCUGCGCGCAUCCCCGAGAGAUUCUUCCCUGGCAAGUGUGACAUCUGGUUCCACUCCCACCAGUUGUUCCACAUCUUGGUUGUUGCUGGAGCUUUCGUUCAUUUUCACGGCGUCUCCAACCUGCAGGAGUUCAGAUACACAGCGGGAGGGGGGUGCACUGAUGAUGGCACUCUUUAAUGCACACACCCACACACUGACUCACUCAUUUACUGACACACAUUUUACAGGGAAGCACUGAUUCAUAAUCCACAGAAUCACACAAGCUCCCCAGACAGAAAUGCACUCAUGCUCUCACCCCUACAACAGAAGACCGAAGUGGCUUUUCCUGCUGCAUAACACACAGGAUGACCUCCAGGGGUUUGCUGUUUAAACUGACUGCCUCUCUGUCUGUCAGUCUGUCCAUCGCCACCUCUUCUGGCUUUGUUGCUUUGGCUAUAAAACCAAUUCUGAGACAGCGUGUUUUGUAAAGCAGUUUUUGAGACUUGUUGGGAGGGUGCGUGACAUUCAAAGCUCCUCUCCAAUAGUUCUACAUUUUAUUUUAGGAUUAAUUAUCUGAUUACAGGAGGAAACUUUUUUUAAAAACAUAUUUUGGGGUGUUUUUGCUGAAUGCUGUUUUCCAAUUCAAAAAAACAACAAAAAAAAAAAAUUGAGUGGAAGUGUGUUUGUUUCUUCUUUGAUUGCGCAGGUUUGCAAUGGGGUAAGAGGUUAAUAGUCACUUUUAAAAGAGAGAAAAAAAAAAUCUUUUUCAUGUAAAUAAAAUUUCUAAAUUUUGGGUUAUAGAUUUGUAUUAAAUAUAUUUUAAAAAAAUACAGAAAAAAGAUGCUAUAAAACAAUGACGAGAAUACAUAAAUAUGUUAGAUGAUAAGUCAGUUAAAGAGGAGGAAAGGCGUUAUAUCUAUAGAUGUACAGUGGAGAAAAAAAAGCAGGUCGUGGGAAGCUCUUCUAACAACUUUAUGUCAUCUGUGUGUGAAAGAUGGAUGUUUUUGGGCACAUCUAAAUCCUGUUUACACUGUCUUCGGUGUAGGUGGGAACUCUGGGUAAAGUUGACCUCUGGUAUAAAAACCAUAAAACAUAAAAAAGAAGGCAACACCGUUAUUAUCCCGACCUCUUUUUACAGUCUGUGUGAGUGUGAACACAUUUCUCAGAGACUUGGGGCUUCACAGAUUUGUACUUAACCAAAAUCUUAAAUUGGAACUGUGAUAUAGAAAAUAAAAACCUUUAUGUAGCGGUUUUCAUUUCUCUUACUGUAAAUUGUAACUAAAGAUAAAGCUUAUUUCUAUUCCACCAGUAUGUUUAUUUUUUCUAUGACAUGCCCUCAAAUGAUUUAUUAAAACACAUCUAACAUAGCUGAGAUAUUUUUUAUAAACAAAGCCCCAAUCGUAUCUGUUAUUUAGCUAUAAUUAUAGUAAAACUGCAGUGCUACUUUAAUACAGAAGCAGUUCAUUUUAGCCCAUUUAGUACAUUUAAUUAGAUUCACUUCCACACUUGACAGUAAGAGUUUAAGAAAUGUUUUUUUUCUUUCUCCUUAAAUUGAGUUGUAUCUUUAUUUAUCCACUAUUAUGAUAUUGCAAGCUUUAAUUUAAUGGUUUUUUUUUCUGUCCUCUUUUUUUUCAUUGUAAUGAAUUUCAUCAGGUGACCUGAAGUUAUGACAGUUUCUCUCGUGUGAAAAGUUACAAAAAAAGGAAAAAACAAACAAAAAAAGCCAAAAAAAACCAAAACAACAAAAAGAAAAGAAAACAAAAAGCAACAGAAUAAUUUCAAAAAGUUACAACUUCUUCAAGGGCUCACAAAUGGUCUCAAGUAUUGAGACUUCACUUGGUGAUUAAUACAAGCUGAACUUUUUGAAUCUGAGCUUUCUGGAAAUACCAAAAUCUUUUACCUGCACAGUGAAAACAAAAUGUAUUCUGAGUUGUCAUAAAUUUUGUUUCCAUGAUUGUUUGAAAUGUCAUUUUACAGGUUUCUUAAGAGCAAUUGAAUUGAUUUGCUCUUUGCAUCAUACAAUUUAUUACUUGGAAGAAGAAAUAUAAUUCCCCCCUCAUUUCCUGUUUCCAUUUUAUCUCGUUUUUAUUAAUUUAUUUCUCUUGCGGAGUGCAUAUUGUCUGUUCAAGCACAUAUUUCAAACUGAUGGGAGUGUUUGAUUGCAAUAGACCUUUAUAUCUGCUGUAUUCUAAUAAAAAGGUUUUUGACUCUG
Molecule: messenger RNA, 3545 nt
Organism: Melanotaenia boesemani (Boeseman's rainbowfish)
Lineage: Eukaryota; Metazoa; Chordata; Actinopteri; Atheriniformes; Melanotaeniidae
Gene: adipor2
Product: adiponectin receptor 2
Exons: 9
Coding region: 398-1531 (377 amino acids)
Biological process (GO): adiponectin-activated signaling pathway
Cellular component (GO): plasma membrane
Molecular function (GO): signaling receptor activity
Source: RefSeq, a predicted model, not a curated record